Molecule: messenger RNA, 536 nt
Organism: Amphimedon queenslandica
Lineage: Eukaryota; Metazoa; Porifera; Demospongiae; Haplosclerida; Niphatidae
Product: splicing regulatory glutamine/lysine-rich protein 1-like
Exons: 4
Source: RefSeq, a predicted model, not a curated record
UGCUCUUGUUUUAGACGUAGCCGAAGCUAUUCUCCUAGAAGGAGGCGGAGCUUAUCAAGAUCUUAUACUCCUCCUGACAGACACAGAUACAACAGAAGUCGUUCAAGGUCUCCUCCUGAUCAUUACCAUAGACACAGGAGGUCUCCUUCGCCUCACAAGUCGUCAAGACGAUCACCAGAUAGAGAGAGAAGGAGGAGAGAAGAGAGAGGGAAAGAGAGAAAACACAAGAAAGAGAAAGAGAGAGAGAAAGAGAGAAAGAAGGAGAAGAAGAGAGCUGAGAAAGAGAAAGAGAAAGAAAAGAAGAAAAGCAAAAAGAAGUCAAGCAGUAAGAAGGAGAUGACUGAAGAGGAAGAACUUGAAAUAAAAGAAGCAAAUGAACUGAGAGAGAAACUAGGACUGAAACCAUUGAGAGUGUAAUAUGAUAGACACUGAGUUCAUUAUGACCAGCUAAUGACAGCUGCUGCUGUAUGUGCCAUGAAUGUUUAAGUCUUUUUUAUUAAUAAUUAGUGCUAGGCAGGCAGUAUUACCAAAAUUCA